AUCCACAUUUUUCAUAUUUGUGUGAUUGGCGUUGCUUUCGAUCUCGUCCCCAAAUCCUUUCUGUUUCCUGUUCGCGACGCUCAAGUUUCGCCAUUAGACCUCUGCUUUCUGCCCAUCAACCCGUUUCCAUUUCCUUCCACUCUCCGCUCAGGACGGUACACUGGAGCAGCCAUGGUGAAGAUCUUCAUCGGGAACCUUUCUCCGGAAACUUCGAGAGAGGACAUUGAAGCUCUCUUUCUGAAGUACGGCACGGUGACGGAAUGCGCGAAGUACAAAAACUACGCGUUCGUACACAUGGAUGAUCGCAAGUCGGCAACCAAAGCUAUCCGCGAGCUCCAUCUGCACAAGGUGGACGGCAGGCCGAUCAACGUGGAGCCCAGCAGAGGGAAGAACCAGGGACCCGUGAAACUCCACAUCGCUAAUGUCGAAAAAGGUUUUGAUCACGAGCUGCGUGAACUGUUCGAAGAGUACGGCACAGUUACAGAGUGUUCAAUUGUAAAGAACUUUGCAUUUGUUCACAUGCCUCAUCAUGAUGAGGCCAUGGAUGCUAUGGAGGGCCUGGAUAACACAGAGUUUCAGGGAAAGCGUAUUCAUGUUCAGGUAUCGAAAAGCAGACCAAGAGGGGGUCCUGAGGAGGAGGAGGAGGAAUAUCCACCUCCACCCAUUAGAGGAGGCUUCUAUCCUCCGUAUUACCCAAUGCCAAGGCCAGAACCCCCCUACAGAGGACGCAUGCCUGCUUACCCACCUCCUCCUCCCCCUCACCUGGCCCCACCACCUCCUGUGAGACGAGCCCCGUAUCCUGACCGUGGCUAUGGUGACAGAAUGUCUUAUGGAGCAGUGGAUUACUAUGAGAAGUACCGAGCCCGUCCUUACAGCUCCACAGCCUACGAUGAUAGGCGCGCCAUACCCCCUCCUCCGCCUCCUUCAUCAGCGCUGGUUAGAGAACGCCUCGGUAUGGCGUCAUCGCUCGACCCAUACGACCGGCGUCCCCUUCCAACCCCGUCCAGCUAUGGGGUGAGGGACCGCAGCCCAAUUAGAAGAAUUCCCCCUCCACCUGCACCAUCGACUGGGAAUGGGUAUUCCUACGAGCGCUCCCGGCUCUCGCCGAUGUCCAGAGCUCCAGUUUAUGCCGCUCCCCGUACCAGGGAUCCCUAUGCAGAGAGAGUGGCUCCUCCGCCACCUCCUCGCUACGCAGGUUAUUAGUGGGCCUGAGUGGAACACAAGGUUUUAGAAUAUGACAAGAUCGUCGUCUGCUGAUGUACGUGGCGCUAUACACCCAGCACGUCAAUGGCGGAUCGCGUUGCGUUCCCCUGAGGCUAACAGGAAGAUAUUGCGGACGGCCUCGUAUUAAAAAACAAAACAAAAACAUACAACUCCAUCUCUACGACUGUCCUGAGCUGUUCAUGAACUUUGUGUUCCUCAAGUUGUUUUUUCUCCUCGGAUUAUUCUGAAAGUAUUUAACAGAAUAGUUAUUGAGACUUGUUUGGAGUGACGCAUAAUUCUCUAGUUGAUGCCCGAAAAACCAUUUUCUUUUCAAAAUCUUUUCUAAUAGCCUCUGAGAAACUUGGUAGUUUUUCAUAAUAAGGGAUUUCCUUUAAUAAAAAAUCUUUGGUAUUUACAAGGAAAUUAGUUUUAAGUAUAAGCUUGUUGGUUGAUUUAGAAAAUGUUGCAGUCAUUUCCAAUCAGUUAAAGGAAUUCUCUGGAUCUUGAAAUAUUUGCGACACUUCUAGGAGAGAGCUCUAAAAUUUUUCCGGUGGAUUAUUAUUUUUUUCUUUCUUUGUGCUAUUUUUACACUUUGUUCAUUUUUGCUUGCGGUACUCCUAUUUGUAGGCACACUCUGUUUGAAUUGUAUUUCCUUUUUAUUUUAAGGCUUUUAAUAAACAAUUGAAACCAAAA
Molecule: messenger RNA, 1896 nt
Organism: Cyprinodon variegatus (sheepshead minnow)
Lineage: Eukaryota; Metazoa; Chordata; Actinopteri; Cyprinodontiformes; Cyprinodontidae
Product: RNA-binding protein 4B-like
Exons: 4
Coding region: 172-1203 (343 amino acids)
Biological process (GO): mRNA splicing, via spliceosome
Cellular component (GO): nuclear speck
Molecular function (GO): mRNA binding
Source: RefSeq, a predicted model, not a curated record